AUGCAUGGGCCUCCAUUUCCUGAUGGAGCGAAGUCAAAAGUCAACAAAGCCCAAAACACAAUCGGCCGUUACCAACCAAACCCACUAAAACGGCCUCGUUCUCUAUCUUCAGCUUCCCACUCCUCUCUCUGUCACUCACUACGCAGCAGUCGUCGCGCCCAGAGACUCACCACACUGACCAACUUUCCAACGCUUUCAGUACGUUCUUCCUCUCGAUCUGAAACCCUAGCGUCUUCCAGAUCGCGUAUGGCUACCAGAAACCUCGGGGCAUUUCUGGUGCUGAUUUUGGCGAUUACGAUCUGCGAAGCUGCUUCCGUCUUCCAGCCGAUCUCUGACUCUCACCGAUCCGCGGCCUCUGAGCUCUUCACAGCCAACGAUGGAUCCUUCGGGAGUUUAGAAGAGGCAUAUGAAGCCCUAAGAUCGUUUGAGAUUCUUGGGAUUGAUAAAAAGUCUGAUAUACGCACCGCUACUUGUCAGUCCGUUGUGGACACACUUGGGUCAUCGUCUUCUGCCCCAAAGGAUUUGCUUUAUGCCUUAAAGGUUAACAGCAUUUUGAAAUGCAAGGUUAACGAUAAGAUAUUUGAGGGCAUUGCUGCAAGACUUAAAGCUAUUGCCAAUACUGCAAGUUCAUUGCUCGACUUCUACCACUCAAUCGGAAGCUUGGUACUUAUUAAGGAUCAAAGUUCUGAAGUUGAUGUACUUCUUGCUGAUGCUGUUGGAAUUUUCCAUUCUAUCAAGUCUCUGAGCCAGAGUGAUGGAAGGUGGCGUUUUAGUUCUGAUAAUCCCGAGUCUAGUACCUAUGCUGCUGGAUUAGCACUUGAAGCGCUUUCGGGGGUUGUCUCAUUAGCAUCUUCCGAAAUUGAUCAGUCCAAGAUCGGUACAUUGAAAAGUGAUAUUUUGAAGCUUUUUGACAGUGUUGAGAAAUAUGAUGAUGGGGCCAUGUACUUUGAUGAAAAAGUUGUUGAUCUGCGUGAGCGUCAGAGUCCUCUUUCAACUACUGCGUCAGUUGUUCGAGGACUGACAGCAUUUGCAGCUGUGACAUCUGGAAACAUAAAGGUUCCAGGGGACAAAAUAUUGGGUCUGGCAAAAUUCUUCCUUGGAAUUGGCAUUCCCGGCAAAGCUAAAGACUUCUUCAACCAAGUGGACUCAUUAGCUUCUUUGGAAAGCAAUAAGGUUGCAAUCCCACUGAUUUUAUCACUUCCAGCUACAGUGCUUUCAUUGACCAAAAAAGACCAGCUCCAGGUUAAAGUGAAUACUGUGCUUGGUUCAAGUGCACCUCCUCUGACAGUUAAGUUGGUGCGAGCAUUGAGUUCUGGUUCGAAAGUUGCUUCCACAAUUGAAAGCCAGGAACUCAAGUUUGACAAAGAAAGUGAAUCCCAUUUCUUGGAUGUGCCAAAAAGUGUCGAUGUUGGAAAUUACAUAUUUGUCUUUGAGGUUGUUCUGCAUGAUUCUGAAGAUGAAAAGGUUUAUGCAACUGGAGGCUCUACUCAAGUGCAGAUAUUUGUCACAGGAGUUAUCAAAAUUGAAAAUGCAGAGAUUGUUGUACUGGAUAGUGAUGUCGGGAGCAUAGAAACCCAGAAAAAACUAGAUUUAGCUGGAGAAAAUUCACUUGCACUAUCGGCAAACCACCUCCAAAAGCUGCGCCUAUCCUUUCAAUUGACCACUCCUUUUGGAAAUGCUUUUAAGCCACAUCAGGUAUUUUUGAAGUUGAGACAUGAGACCAAGGUUGAGCAUAUCUUUGUGGUGGGGAACUCUGGCAAAAAGUUUGAGAUAAUACUGGAUUUUCUUGGAUUGGUUGAGAAGUUUUACUAUCUUUCAGGUAGUUAUGACAUUCAAUUAACUGUUGGUGACGCUGUAAUGGAAAACUCUUUCUUCCGGGCUAUUGGCCACAUUGAUUUGGAUCUACCAGAAGCACCUGAAAAGGCAUCCCGCCCUCCUACGCCGGCCAUUGAUCCUUACUCAAAAUAUGGCCCCAAAGCAGAGAUAAGCCAUAUCUUUAGGGUUCCAGAAAAGCGUCCUUCUCAAGAGCUCUCUCUUAUUUUCUUGGGUCUUGUGUUUUUGCCACUGAUUGGAUUUUUGGUUGGGCUAUUACGCUUAGGGGUGAAUCUGAAGAACUUCCCUACUUCAGCAAUACCAGCCACCUUUGGUAUCCUAUUCCAUGUCGGCAUUGCAGCAGUUCUUUUGCUCUAUGUGCUUUUCUGGUUGAAGCUGGAUCUAUUUACGACACUGAAAUGGGUUGGACUGUUGGGAGUUUUCUUGCUGUUUGUGGGACACAGGAUUCUUUCCCAUCAGGCCUCUACAUCAGCCAAGUUGAAAUCUGCUUGA
Messenger RNA from Prunus armeniaca (apricot), 2325 nucleotides. The record is from the annotation of a GenBank genome assembly. Lineage: Eukaryota; Viridiplantae; Streptophyta; Magnoliopsida; Rosales; Rosaceae.